AUGGUUAAGGUCGCUGUUUUAGGUGCUGCCGGUGGUAUCGGUCAGCCAUUGUCGCUUUUGUUGAAGUUAAAUCCCAACGUUGACGAGUUGUCGUUGUUUGAUGUCGUCAAUGUCCCAGGUGUCGGUGCCGACUUGUCCCACAUAAACUCGGACUCCACCACCCAAGCUUUCGUGCCUUCUUCUAAGGAAGACAAGACCGCUUUGGCUUCUGCCUUGAAGGACUCGGACUUGGUCAUCAUCCCAGCAGGUAUCCCAAGAAAGCCAGGCAUGACCAGAGACGACUUGUUCAACAUCAAUGCCUCCAUCAUCAAGGGCUUGGCCGAAGGAAUUGCUGAAUCGGCACCAAAGGCCUUUGUGUUGGUUAUCUCUAACCCUGUAAACUCCACCGUGCCAAUUGUCGCUGAAACCUUGAAGCAAAAGGGUGUCUACGACCCAGCCAGAUUGUUUGGUGUCACCACCUUGGACAUCGUCAGAGCCAACACCUUCAUCUCGCAAUUGUACCCUAAGGAAUCUAAGCCUUCUGACUUCAACAUCAACGUGAUUGGUGGCCACUCCGGUGAAACCAUUGUGCCAUUGUACUCGCUCACCAACUCCAAGUCGUACUACAACAAGUUGUCUGCAGACCAAAAGAAGGAAUUGAUCCGCAGAGUGCAAUUUGGUGGUGACGAAGUCGUCCAAGCUAAGAAUGGUGCUGGUUCCGCCACAUUGUCUAUGGCUUACGCUGGUUACAGAUUGGCUGAAUCCAUCUUGAAGUCGUUCACCUCUUCUGAGGAAAUUGUCGAAUGCACCUACUUGAACUUGGAUUCGUCCAUCAAGGGCGCCGAUGAAGCCAAGAAGUUGGUUGACGGCUUGGACUUCUUCUCCUUGCCUGUUGUCUUGUCCAAGAACGGUAUUGCUGCUGUUAAGUACGACAUCUUGAACCAGAUCAGUGACGAAGAAAAGCAAUUGUUGGUUGUCGCCAAGGAUCAAUUGGCUAAGAACAUCGCCAAGGGUGUUGAGUUCGCUACCAAGUAA
This is a messenger RNA of Scheffersomyces stipitis CBS 6054, 1014 nucleotides long. It is a transcript of the gene MDH1, whose product is annotated as malate dehydrogenase. The transcript has a single exon. Gene Ontology annotation, molecular function: L-malate dehydrogenase (NAD+) activity. Gene Ontology annotation, biological process: malate metabolic process; tricarboxylic acid cycle. Gene Ontology annotation, cellular component: cytoplasm. NCBI's taxonomy places the organism in Eukaryota, Fungi, Ascomycota, Pichiomycetes, Serinales, Debaryomycetaceae. Bases 1 to 1014 code for a protein of 337 amino acids. The record is from RefSeq and is a predicted model, not a curated record.